AUGCCACUGGGUGCCGUGUGGAGCCGAGUGAAAAACGUCUGCCAGCAGAAUGGCUUGCUCAUCAUGUCGGUGCUGGCCGUGGUGGUGGGAUGCCUGCUGGGAUUCUUCCUACGGUCCAAACACCUCUCUGAACAGGAGGUGAAGUACUUUCAGUUUCCUGGAGAGCUGCUCAUGAGGAUGCUGAAGAUGCUCAUCCUACCUCUUGUUGUCUCAAGUUUGAUGUCUGGCCUGGCAGCCCUGGAUGCCAAAUGCUCGAGCCGCCUGGGCAUCAUGACCAUCUUCUACUGCCUGUGGACCACCUUCGUGGCGGUGGUGGUGGGCAUUGUCAUGGUGAUUAUCAUCCACCCAGGGGGAGCUGCGCAGAGAGGGGACUCGAAGGACAGCGGCAAACCCAUCAUGAGCUCAGCAGACGCCCUGCUCGACCUUAUCAGAAACAUGUUUCCUGCCAACCUGGUCCAAGCCACAUUUCAACAGUAUCGUACCAGGAGCAUCCCUAUUUUGAAGCCAAAGCCUACAUCGAGCCAAGAUCUGAAUGAAGCCACCACCAGGCGCAUUUUCAUCUAUGGCAUCGCAGAAGACAACAGCACUGACAUCCAAAACUUUUCUUUGGAUUUAACUCCUUCUCCAGACGUGGUGUUUAGGACGCUACCAGGCACCAGUGAAGGCAUGAACGUCCUUGGCAUUGUCAUCUUCUCUGCUACGAUGGGCAUAAUGCUGGGAAGAAUGGGACCUAAUGGCAGUGCACUGAUUAACUUCUGCCAGAGUCUAAAUGAAGCAGUACUGAAGAUUGUGGCCAUAGUCAUCUGGUAUUUUCCAUUUGGGAUCGUUUUCUUGGUAGCUGGUAAGAUACUGGAGAUGGACGACCCCUCUGCAAUGGGGAGGAAGUUGGGCUUCUACGCCAUCACUGUGGUCAUGGGCCUUAUUGUACAUGGCCUCUUUAUCCUGCCCGCCAUGUACUUCUUCAUCACCAGGAAGAGUCCCAUCGUCUAUAUCCGAGGCAUCCUGCAGGCCUUGCUCAUUUCACUGGCCACUUCAUCCAGCUCAGCCACAUUGCCUAUCACCUUCAAGUGCCUCCUGGAGAACAACCACAUCGACCGGCGCAUCAUCCGCUUCGUCUUACCGGUCGGCGCCACCAUCAACAUGGAUGGUACCGCACUCUACGAGGCCGUGGCAGCCAUCUUCAUUGCCCAGGUCAACAAUCAUGAGCUGGACUUUGGCCAGAUCAUCACCAUUAGCAUCACAGCAACAGCAGCCAGUAUCGGUGCUGCAGGGAUCCCUCAGGCCGGCCUGGUAACGAUGGUGAUUGUAUUGACCUCAGUGGGUCUUCCAGCAGAUGACAUCACACUGAUCAUAGCCGUGGACUGGGCUCUGGACAGAUUCAGGACGAUGGUGAAUGUGCUGGGAGACGCUUUGGCUACGGGUAUUAUGGCACACAUCUGUAGGAAAGACUUCCAGAAGGAGUGUGAAGGGGUGAGAUCCAACAACCUUAAACAGCAAAUAUGUAUUCCACUGAUCUGUGAAACCAAGCCCAUGAUCAGCAUCCACCAAAUGACGUCCUACCAGAGCAACGGCUCCUUCCAACCUCCUUCAGCAGGACCCAGGAAACCCGAACGGCUCUCUCCUGACGUGGCUCGCCUCGUCCAGCUGGAAGAAGGGAUGCAGCCAGAGCAGGGGAAAAAGACGAAGAAGAAGAAGUCCUCACACCAUGAAGAGAAGACAGACAAGCACCAGUACCGAAACAGGGAUCACUGUACAAUCGACAUGAACGGCUUAGAGACCAACGUCUAG
Molecule: messenger RNA, 1788 nt
Organism: Trichomycterus rosablanca
Lineage: Eukaryota; Metazoa; Chordata; Actinopteri; Siluriformes; Trichomycteridae
Gene: slc1a7a
Product: solute carrier family 1 member 7a
Exons: 11
Coding region: 1-1788 (595 amino acids)
Biological process (GO): L-glutamate transmembrane transport
Cellular component (GO): plasma membrane
Molecular function (GO): glutamate:sodium symporter activity; neutral L-amino acid transmembrane transporter activity; L-glutamate transmembrane transporter activity
Source: RefSeq, a predicted model, not a curated record